UGGUGAAAUGAAUGGGAAAGAGUUAUUAGUUAUUUGCUUCGUUACCGUAGUACCGCACCUGUCGAGAAAGAAUUUUCGUUCCUAGGAAACGAGCCCUGUCCAUUUUAUGGCCAGAGGCGAUUAUUUACUGGCGCUGGUCGAAUAUACGGGAAAAUAGUCCCUCCAUAUUUUUAUCGUGACUUCAUCCACGCUUUCGUUCUCAUCUUCUCGCACAGCAACCUUCUGUUACUAUAAAGUCAGGUGAUAGGGCAGCUGCCUCUCUGUAAACCACCCGUGACCACAUAAAGCGAAGCUGCAAGUUGAAAUUCUCUUCUAGCGUAAUUGUUAGCAUAACAAGCAAGGAAGAAGGCUCCUGAAGCAAUUUUCCGUGUGGCGUACAGACAGCAACACAUUGGAAACAAUCUGUUACUGCAAGACCGAAUCCACCAUGCCGAAACCGAAAACAGUGGUUUGUUAUAUUUGUGGGAGGGAAUUCAGUUCACACUCCAUUAACGUUCACGAACGCCAAUGUGCCAAAAGGUGGGAGAUGACAAAACAGAAGGAACAAGAAGAGGCUAAGCAACAGCCGAAAAGAAAAUCUUCAUACGAGCCUCGAAAGCGAAGAGUUCUUCCUGACUUGCCCACCUUCGACAGACAGCAAAGUUUAAGCAUGGAUGACAUAAGAGGCUCAUUACAGACAGGUCUGUCUGACCAAAGACCCAAUACUGUCACCAUUAAAGACUUCGAACAGGGACAAAAAUUGCUAAAAGAGCGUUCAAAGUCACUGGCCACUACUACUCCAUUAUUGAGACCAGGGACUGCCACAUUAUCAGGACACAUGUCUCAUUCUUCUUGUGAACUUAGCACACAAGAGAGGUUAGAAGUGCAGUCACAUUCCUCUACAGAGCAAAACUCAUCAGAUGAGGAAGACAUUGACAAGUGCAGUGAAGCCACAUACACUGUAUCUAAAGAGACAGAUGACAAUACUUGUGCGAGACCAGGGAGGGCCAAGUACGCAAUGCCUACUUUUCUAAACAGGGAUGAUUCACCAGAAUCAUUAUCUGGAUCAUCUGACUCAGGAACUGGGAAGGAAAUAUCUUCAUCUGAUGCAAAUUUCUCCUUGUCAAACAACCCAAAUUUGAAAGUUUGUUAUAUCUGUGGACGUGAAUAUGGAUCUAAAUCCUUGAAAAUUCACGAGCCUCAGUGCCUGAAGAAAUGGCGCCUUGCCAAUCCCAAACGUUCCCGCAGCCCUUGUGGUCGACAAAAUGGACUUAGUAAAGCAAGUUCAGUUACUUCCCUAACAAGUCAUGAUAUCUAUUCACAAAGCCCUCAGAGAAAUACAACCCUUGCUUCCUCACCAGUGCUGAAACAAAGUAAACCUCGCUCUGCAUCUUGUGACAAUCUCCUUGAUAGCAGCAUCAACAAGAGGAAACAGUCCAGAGGAAGUCAGCAAGUGUCAAAGAUGGUUCUUUGUUAUAUUUGUGGUAAACAGUUUACCACACACUCUCUGCCAAUCCAUGAAAAACAAUGUCUGAAAAAAUGGGAGGCACAGAAAAAGUCAGAAGCUAAAGAGAAGUCACAGAAAGAGAAACAAUCAAAGAAAAGAAACUCAAUUCACUUGCCUGUCACAAUAAAAAUUGAUCGUGUCGAAGAGAACAAUAACAAAGAAAUGCUAAUGCCACAGAAAAGUGGGAGUUAUGGUGACCUACUAACACCAGAGCUGGGAACGUUUCAUAAUGAAGAAGCCAGUUUGGCAGAUGAACCACAAGAAAAGGAAAGCUUUACGCCAUGUAAGCCUGCAUUGGUUGUUUGUUAUCUUUGUGGUCGUGAGUAUGGGUCUGCCUCAAUUUCAAUCCACGAGAAACAAUGCCUAAAGAGAUGGCACACAAAAGAGGCAAGGAAAGCAAAGGGGACUCCAAAAUCAACAGGGAAACAGAUGGGGCAGGCACAAAAAACAAGAGCAUUUGUUUCAUGAAUCUUUGCCUUGUUAUACCAAUACAGUUAAAAGACACUUCUGGUAUGUGGACACUGAGUCACCCAGGAUGAAACGGGGCUGUCUGAUGCUACAGUAUCUCUCUGGCUAUGUUUUCAAAGUAAUCCUUAAAAAAAAGAACUACACUAUUAAUCUGACUUUUUUUUUGUCUGGGACGUGAUUUUUGUCUGGUCAGUCAGUGUCACUUGGCAACAACCUAGUAACUAAUGGACAUAAGAAACUUAUUGCUUUUUCUUGAGGUUUUGUUUAACAUGAACACUAUUGUAACCUCUGAUCAGUGGAUACGUAUUGCUAGAAGACACUGAUUAGAAUUCCUAGAACAGAUAAUAUUGAAUUUACUUGCAUUUGUGCCAAUGUUUGGAAGAUUUGACUGCUCUACUAUUUUUAUUUAAUUUUAACUACAACAGAAAAUGUUUGGAUAAAUGUUUUGCAAGGCCAUAUUAUUUUUAUCCAGGAUUUGAACUAUAAACUGAAUCAUACAUUGCAAAAAUAUUUGUAAGUUUAACUCCUUUAGUUAGCACUUUUUUAACUGUACUUUUGGAGGCAUUUUUAUUUCACUAGUUUUUAUAAACAGUAACAUGAACUUCUGUGGUUUAACAUGCUUUGUCUAAAAAUGUUUCCCUGUGUACACCUUGUUCUUAGAUAAGACAUACUCCUAUGACAACCAUGCAAUCCUGACUUCCAAAUACUCUGAGAUAGAUGACCAAAAUUUACAAAGGCAACUACACAUAAUUAUUACAGCCACAGGGUUUUUGCUACAAUGCAUGUUGACUUUGUUGAAAAACACAGCAUUACCUUUAGCUAAUGUCAAUAGCCUUAAAUUAUUUCUUUAUUGUAGCUGCUUAAAUAAUAUAUUGCUAAAUAAAAAUAUACCGACAGCCACAAUAGAAGCUAAACCACCUUUUCUGAAAAUGAAUGUAAAAAUUUAUGGGCAGAAUCAUUUUAAUAAUAUUUUUAAAUCAGACUUGAUAACUUUGACUGUGUAUUUUCAGAACUAGGUUUUUCUUAUUUAAUUAAAGACAAAUAAUGGAAUUUUUUCCUAAAGGUAUUUUGAAUUUAAGAUAUCAAUAUCUGCUAUCUUAUUGAAAGUUUGUGCAAUAUUUAUUGAUAAUAACCUAUAUUGUUAAAUGAGAUACUUACUGAGUGUGUUGAAAUAUUGUACAGGUGUGUGAGAACUUUUUAUUAUUAUGAAUAAAUAUGCUGAAUUGGCUCGA
This is a messenger RNA of Orbicella faveolata, 3186 nucleotides long. RefSeq lists its product as uncharacterized. The record is from RefSeq and is a predicted model, not a curated record. Lineage: Eukaryota; Metazoa; Cnidaria; Anthozoa; Scleractinia; Merulinidae.